UAUAAAAAAGUUUGACCAAGGUGAGAUUAUGAAGCAUCUGUGCCAUUCAAUAAAAAUCUUGAUUAAUAUGAUUAGAGGAGAUUGUAUAGAGUUUUCGAAGCCAUGGGUGGAUCUUAAUCAUGUUUUUAUGCCAUUGUGUCUUCAAGGAGGUAUUUCUUUAGCUCAUUGGUUCCUAGUUGUUUUAGGAAUAGAUGAAAGAAUUAUCUAUAUCUAUGACUCAUUUUAUAAGGCCAAUGAUGAAGCUAUAAAAAAUUAUGUAAGAAACUACUGCAAAGUUCUUCCAUUCAUUCUUGAGCAUUUGGGAUUUCAUCAAAAACGUAAACAAUAUGCUGUUGGUCAUGAAGAAUUCAAGUUAGUUUGGAUUGAUGCUCCUCACCAAGGAAACCAAACUGAUUGUGGCGUUUACCUCAUCAAAUUUGUUGAAUUAUUGAUGAUGGGGGAGUCUCACUUCCGUAGUAGCCAAAACAAUGUUGAAGACAUGAGAAGAAAAAUGGCCAUAGAAUUUUGGGACCAUGCAUGCAUCAAAUUGAUUGAUGAUUGUAAGACUCCAUCAGUUCAAAUAUGCAAAUAUGAUCAGUGAGAGUGUUUACAGAUGGUUUAUUUUCGUGUUGGUUUAGUGAAAAUUAUCUAGCAGAACAAAUUUCAAUUUAUAGUUUCAAACCUAUUAGUUGUUUGAGUUGUUGGACAGAUGUAAAUUUUUCUAUUACUAGCUUUAAACAAGCAUGGUUAGUUUUGUUUACCUUUUUUAAGGAAUAAUGUUUGCCUAGAAAGAUUUCU
This is a messenger RNA of Cannabis sativa, 777 nucleotides long. RefSeq lists its product as uncharacterized. Gene Ontology annotation, biological process: protein desumoylation. Lineage: Eukaryota; Viridiplantae; Streptophyta; Magnoliopsida; Rosales; Cannabaceae. The record is from RefSeq and is a predicted model, not a curated record. The transcript has 2 exons. Gene Ontology annotation, molecular function: deSUMOylase activity. Bases 29 to 580 code for a protein of 183 amino acids. Gene Ontology annotation, cellular component: nucleus.